Penicillium vulpinum is the source of this 741-nucleotide messenger RNA. RefSeq names its product Short-chain dehydrogenase/reductase SDR. NCBI's taxonomy places the organism in Eukaryota, Fungi, Ascomycota, Eurotiomycetes, Eurotiales, Aspergillaceae. The record is from RefSeq and is a predicted model, not a curated record. The transcript has 3 exons. The coding region runs from base 1 to 741 and encodes 246 amino acids.
AUGGCUCCAAUUGUCGUCUUCGUCACUGGUGCCAAUCGUGGUUUGGGCCUAGGGCUUGUCAAGGGUUUCCUUGCCAAACCGGGCCAUAUUGUUAUAGCUGCCGUCCGUGAUCCAGCGCACUCGACCGCUCAGACACUCACCGAGGUGUCCACAGGGGAGGGCAGUCGUAUUGUAGUAGUCAAGUACGAAGCGAGCGUUGAGCAGUCUGCCUUUGAUGCAGUCAAAGAAGCCACCGGUCAGGACAUCAGCCACCUCGACAUUGUCGUCGCCAAUGCCGGCAUUGCCAAAUUGUAUCCUCUCGUCAAGGACGUCAAGCGGGCCGAGAUCGUCGAGCAUAUUGACGUCAACGUGUUAAGUGCCGUGUCGUUGUACCAGGCUACACGCGAUCUGUUGCAGAAGUCGACCGGAAAACCUAUCUUUGCCAUCAUGGGAUCUGGAGCCGGUGGUGUUGCACGCCAACCUCCGGUCCCAAGUGCGGCGUAUGGCGCAUCAAAGUCUAUGAUCAACUGGUAUGGUGUUCGGAUCAAUGCCGAGGAUGAGUGGCUCAAUGCGUUUGUCUUGGAUCCUGGCUGGGUACAGACCGAAAUGGGCAAUGCUGCUGCACGGGGUUGGGGCCUGGAGGAGGCGCCGGACACCCUUGAGAAAUCCACUGCCGGCAUGGUUGAGAUUCUGAGCACGGGAACUAAGGAACAAUAUGGCGGCAAGUUUGUGCUAUACUCAGGCAAGGUUCAGGAAUGGUAA